GGCACGGAGCGGGGCAUGGAGCGGGCGGCGGGGGCAGCGCUGGCCGCGGAGCUCACCAAGUCCCCGCGGCCGCUGAUGAAGAAGCAGGCGGUGAAGCGGCACCACCACAAGCACAACCUCAAGCACCGCUACGAGUUCCUGGAGACGCUGGGGAAGGGAACGUACGGGAAGGUGAAGAAAGCCCGGGAGCGCUCCGGAAAGCUGGUGGCAAUCAAGUCAAUCCGGAAAGACAAAAUCAAGGAUGAGCAGGACCUUGUCCAUAUCCGGAGAGAGAUUGAGAUCAUGUCCUCCCUCAACCACCCCCACAUCAUCGCUGUCCAUGAAGUGUUUGAGAACAGCAGCAAGAUCGUCAUAGUGAUGGAGUACGCCAGCAAGGGAGACCUCUAUGACUACAUCAGCGAGCGGCAGCGGCUCACGGAGCAUGAGGCGCGACACUUCUUCCGCCAGGUCGUGUCCGCUGUUUACUACUGCCACAAGAAUGGGAUUGUCCACAGGGACCUGAAGCUGGAGAACAUCCUUCUUGAUGCCAAUGGGAACAUCAAGAUUGCAGACUUCGGCCUGUCCAACGUUUACCAGCAGGACAAGCUCCUGCAGACGUACUGCGGCAGCCCCCUCUAUGCAUCCCCUGAGAUCAUCAACGGGAGGCCAUACAAGGGUCCGGAGGUGGACAGCUGGUCCCUGGGUGUCCUCCUCUACAUCCUGGUCCAUGGCACGAUGCCAUUCGAUGGCCACGACUACAAGACUCUGGUCAAGCAGAUCACGAGUGGGGACUACCGGGAGCCCACCAAGCUCUCAGAUGCCUGCGGGCUGAUCCGCUGGAUGCUGAUGGUGAACCCGGAGCGCCGCGCCACCAUCGAGGACAUCGCCACGCACUGGUGGGUGAACUGGGGCUACAAAGUGCCCCUUGGGGAGCAGGAGCUGCUGCGGGAGAGCGAUUCCCCGCUGGCCACGGUGGCAGAGUGGCUCCGCCGCUCCUCACGGCCCCUCCUGGAGAACAGCUCCAAGGUGCGAUGCUUCCUGAAGCAGCACAUGCCUGGCGCGGCCCUGGAGCGGCAGCGCUCCCUCAAGAAGUCCAAGAAGGAGAACGACGUCUCCCACGUGCUGCAGGAGGUGGCCCUGGCCCCAGAGAACCCCUCCAAGUCCAUCCUCAAGCGGCCCAAGGGCAUCCUGAAGAAGAGAAACUCCUGUGAGCAGAAGGUGCCCAGCCCCGGCCCCCCGGCAGCAGCACCCAUGGGAGAAGCAAGGGGUGAGGAUGAGGAGGCUGCUGCAGGUCUCACCCGCAUCCUGCCCUCGGGAAUGCUGCCUGGCAGCACGGCCACUGGAGCAGAGCCCACAGCUGUACCCAGGAAGGGAAUACUGAAGAAGCCCUCGACAAGGGAGUCGGGGUAUUACUCAUCCCUGGAGUGCUGCGAGUCUGGGGAUGUCCUGGAUGCAGCCAGCUUGGACCUUGAUGGGAACGUGUUUGCUGAUGCUCCCUCCCUGGAGCCAGGCCCCCAGGGCCUCCCUGCCCGCAGGAAAGGCAUCCUCAAGCACAACGGCAAGUUCUCCUCUGGCGGCACCGGGGAUCCCCCCGGGCAGGGCUUUGGGGGGUUCAACGAGGUGCCCCUGCCCCAGGCACCCCGCGCCCGCCCGUCCAGCGCCGUCAGCGAGGACAGCAUCCUGUCCACGGAGUCCUUCGAGCAGCUGGACCUGCCCGCCCGCAUCCCCGCCGGCAGCAGGGGCAUGCGGGGCUGCGUCUCUGCCGACAGCCUGCUCCACCUGGAGGAGGAGGCGGAGGAAGGGUGCAGGCUGCGCCGCUGGACCGUCACCCAGUGCCGGAGCCCGCUGGCUGGGAGCGGCAGCGUCACCGAGCUCUACAGCCGGGCCGUGCCCAUCGGCAUGAAGCUGAGCUGAGGGCACCUCCCUGCGCGGUGCUGUGCGUGCCUGGGGUGCGGAGCCGCGUCCCACACGUUCACCUUGCAGCCUGGUGCCCCGCGGGGCUGGGGGGGCAUUGGAGGGGGGAUGCUCCAGGACAUUAAAUGGACCAAAGCCCCGAGUGAUCCCCCUUGGAGGGGCUGCAGGGCCCGGAGGCUCCUCGCUCCAUCCUCCCCUCGCAAGCAGGUUCAUCUCAUGGUGGGGAGGGUGGCACCAGGGUGGGUGUUUUUGUCUUUGCACUGUAUUUUGGCUGCACAAGGUAACGAUGGGGUGGGUGAUAUACCUCAAACAAGCUGGACAUGUAGCAGGGCUCUGGGCUCUUGGGAUGUGCUGGCAAUGGGUCCAAACCGCCCCGACCCUGGCUCUUCCCUCUCCUGCACUGAGAAACACAACUGGAUCUGGCCGAAACCCCAGCCUGAGAACACUCUGAUGCCAGAGUGGGGGUUUUGGGGUGUUUUGUUGCUUUGUAAUGGUGAAAGGAGGAAAACAAAAGUGCCUUUGGGGAGGCACCACUUUAUUUAUUGCCUUUGCCCACCUUGGUGCAGGACUGCAGCAGCAUGGGAUGUGUCUGGAUCCAUCACAGCCUCCCACAGGUUCUCUAUGGAUGAUGGAGGUAUCCGUGCUGUUGUCUCAUGUGCCACACAUGGAAGUUCUGUUGCACUAUUGCCACAUAUCCGCUGGCCCGUUCCCUUCUCCAGGGUGUGGUUUUCCCUCCUCUCUGCAAAGUGGUCUUGAGAAAAACCAUUAAAUUCAAAGCAAAUGGUAGA
This is a messenger RNA of Melopsittacus undulatus (budgerigar), 2681 nucleotides long. RefSeq names its product NUAK family kinase 2 (gene NUAK2). The record is from RefSeq and is a predicted model, not a curated record. Lineage: Eukaryota; Metazoa; Chordata; Aves; Psittaciformes; Psittaculidae. The transcript has 7 exons. Gene Ontology annotation, molecular function: protein serine/threonine kinase activity; ATP binding. Gene Ontology annotation, cellular component: cytoplasm. The coding region runs from base 16 to 1893 and encodes 625 amino acids. Gene Ontology annotation, biological process: protein phosphorylation; intracellular signal transduction.